AUGACGACGAAAUUGCAUUCAAGCCUAGCGUCAAGCGACCACACGGCUUUCGACUGUGAUGACAACAAAGAGUCACCCUUUAAAGAAAAUGAUUAUCAAUCCAACAUAAUCCCAGCAAGCACUAAAACCGAAACAGCCGUCAAGGCUGAGAUCAAGGAGGAACCUGCUGAAGACGAGGCCGCUGAGGAAUCGGAAAUGACCGAAAAACGUCUUUCACGGAGACCAAAGCAAGUUCGAGCAGAAGGUCGUCCAUCUUCAGCUCAAAAUCAAGCAUUCCCUUCGGAGCCACAGAGGAAGUCGGCGCGUCUGCUAGGGUUGGAGGCCAAGAAGGAGGAGCUGCCUCCUGAUUUUUUGAGGCCAAGUAGGACACGGGCCUCUGCAAAUGGUCAAAGCGUCUUCCGAUCUUACCAGCAGGACGACUGGGGUUCCGUUCCAAGAAACUCGACCCCGGUGCUGACCCUUGAUGACGCUGUACAUCACAACUUUGUCGACAAAGAGAAUUCGGUGCUGCUGGAGGACAUUUGCUGCAGCAUGAAAGUAAAAAAUAUGCAGAAAAAGACAGGCAUGAGGGAGGAAAAUUUGUCAUUGGAGGAAUUCAAGAAAAAGAUGAACUCCCUGACCCUGAAGGAGCACCACAAGACUAAGGUGGUGCCCAGUCGGAUAUAUUCCAUGGCAGUGUGUCCCAUGAGUUCAGGAUUUGUGGUGGCCGCAGGUUGCAAAUCGGGCGCCGUUGGUCUGUGGAAGAUUGACCCCGAGGGCAGUGAGUGGGACAAGGCCAAACAAGUUUGUUUCGACUACCACUCAAAACCCACCAACUGCAUAACCUUUGGAAUGCAAGAGCCACACCUGAUGUACACAACCAGCUACGAUGGAACCUUCCGCAGGGGCGACCUGGAGAAGCAGACCUUCACCCUGCUGUAUGAAACACCACCUAAUCGAAAGGAUAACCACACUUGUUGGCACGCUGAGAUCGAACCUGGCGUAUUUCUGCUCGGAGUGGGAGAUGGAAGUGUUGCCAGGAUUGACUCUAGGGAAGACCCUUCCACCGGCACAGAAACCUUCAGAUGUCACGACCGCUCUUUGCGGACAAUCAGUGUGCACCCUGAAACAGGCGUCCACUUUGCCACCACCUCUUCGUACAACAAGGAAGUGGCGAUCUGGGACCUGCGGAAAACAACCAAUAAUAAAUCCUUUAGUGGGAAACUGUCCAGCAUUGAAUUCACAAAGCCCCUCUCUUCAGCGUUUUUCUCUCCAGUCAAAGGCGACUCCCUGCUCACCACAUGUGCUGAUUACACGGUCUGCGUGUACAACUGCUGGGACCUGGAAAAUCCAAAACUGCAGGCCAAAGUCUCACACAACAACCACACCGGCCGCUGGAUCACCAACUUCAGGGCUGUCUGGCACCCGCAGCGAGAUGACGUAUGCAUCAUUGGCUCAAUGGACCGACCGAUUUUUGCUUAAUAACUAACGAAUUUUAUUAUGAAGAUUAAGCAAGCUGAAAAUCAUUCAGAUAUAUAAUAUUAUAUCCUAAUUUUGCACCGAAAAUUUUCAAAAACUCAUCAAAGGA
Neocloeon triangulifer is the source of this 1567-nucleotide messenger RNA. RefSeq names its product WD repeat-containing protein 76-like. Gene Ontology annotation, biological process: regulation of DNA damage checkpoint. The record is from RefSeq and is a predicted model, not a curated record. Bases 1 to 1461 code for a protein of 486 amino acids. NCBI's taxonomy places the organism in Eukaryota, Metazoa, Arthropoda, Insecta, Ephemeroptera, Baetidae. Gene Ontology annotation, molecular function: DNA binding; protein binding. The transcript is spliced from 5 exons. Gene Ontology annotation, cellular component: nucleus.